AUCUGCACGCCCGCACUCGCCCGAGCCGGUCAGGUCGGGGUGCCACCAUGGCUCUGUGCUCCGAGGGCCUAGACGAACUGCUCGCCGCCUGCCUGUCCCCAUGCGGGCCGCCCAACCCGGCCGAGCUGUACAGCGAGGCGCGGCGCCUGGCUCUCGAGGAGCUGGUGGCGGGCGGCCCCGACGCCUUGGCAGCGUUCCUGCGACGCGAGCGCCUGGGCCGCUUCCUGAACUCGGACGAGGUGCACACCAUCCUGCGCGCGGCCGAGCGGCCCGGCCAGGAAGGCGUGGCGGCGGGGACCGAGGACUCCUUUGGCUCGUCGCACGACUGCUCGUCCGGCACCUACUUCCCCGAGCAGUCGGACCUGGAGCCGCCGUUGCUGGAGCUCGGCUGGCCCUCCUUCUACAAAGGCGCCUACCGCGGUGCUACGCGCGUGGAGGCGCACUUCCAGCCCAGUGGCGUCGGCGCUGGCGGCCCCUAUGGUUGCAAGGAUGCGCUGCGCCAGCAGCUUCGCUCGGCGCGAGAGGUGAUUGCGGUGGUGAUGGAUGUUUUCACAGACAUCGACAUCUUCAGAGACCUGCAGGAAAUAAGUCAGCAGCAGGGAGUUGCUGUAUACAUCCUUCUGGACCAGGCUGUGCUCUCUCAGUUUCUGGAUAUGUGCAUGGAUCUAAAAGUUCAUCCUGAGCAGGAAAAGCUGAUGACAGUUCGGACCAUUACUGGAAAUACUUACUAUGCAAGGUCAGGAACUAAAAUUGUCGGGAAGGUUCAUGAAAAGUUCACAUUGAUUGAUGGCAUUCGAGUCGCUACAGGCGCCUACAGUUUUACAUGGACAGAUGGCAAGUUAAAUAGCAGUAACUUGGUCAUUCUGUCUGGACAAGUGGUAGAACACUUUGAUCUGGAGUUCCGAAUCCUAUACGCACAAUCAAAGCCCAUCAGCUCCAAGCUCCUGUCCAACUUCAGGAUCAGCAGCAAGUUUGACCACCUAGUUGACCAGAAACCACUGUCCAAGGAGCUCACAUUGGGCAACCUGCUGCGACUGCGGCUGGCCAGGCUCUCAAGCACCCCCAGGAAGGCUGAGCUGGAGUGCGAGGCACCUGCCGAGGGCAUGGCAGAGGUCAGGCACCGCGAGACUGAGUCCUCCACCAUCAGUGAGGAAGAAUGCUUCAGCAGCCCCAAGGAUGAGCCGGAGAGUGGAAAGGUGACCGAUGCUGCCACUCAGACAGAGCCAGGAGAGGAGAUGCCAGCAAGUGUGAGGGAUGCAGAGACACAAACAAGCACCACAACAGCGUGUACUGGGACCCAGACUGCAGUCGCCACCCAGGCAGCAGAGUCCCAGACGUGCGUGGUUGAAUCCACGUCGGCCACCACGCAGACUGACGCAGACGAGGAUGUUCUCUUUCCCCAGGGAAGCCAGUCUAAGGAAGGGUCACCAGUCUCAAGGAUGUCGGUGUCGCGAUCUUCCAGUUUGAGGUCUUCCUCCUCUCUGUCCUCCCAAAGCUCCGUGGCAAGCUCCAUCAGCUCCCCGACUUCUGUCAGAGCCACUGACUUCGUUGCUCCUGGUCAUCCCACGUACUGGGGCACCCCCCACUUGGAUCUGUGCUUAAGAGACUCAUUUAGAAACUUGAAUAAAGAGCGGCAGUUUCACUUUGCUGGUAUCAGGUCCCGGCUCAACAACAUGCUGGGCAUGCUCUCAAGGAGAACAUUCCUUACUGAAAACUACCUCAGUUUUGAUUCUGGAAAUUUUACCAGAGCGUCAGUUAACUUGGUGGCUAUUAGAGAUAUCACACUUUAUCCCUCCUUUCAGUGACUGCUCAGCAUUCAGAGUCUGCUGGUCUCAUCUAGGCUCGUAGCAGACGUUCCCCGAGCAUCCUGCUUUACAAAGUGCCUCUUGUCCUAAUUGCCUUUCUUUCUCCUGACUUUUGAUCAUCUUGGUUUUCUAUGAAUUCUAUAAACUGAACAUUAUUUUACAUACUUUGUUUUAUUUUAUUUUUGCCUUGUAUAAACUAGGUAUUGGUUUUAUGGUUUUGAACACUAUGGGUACAGUUUCUUUGCACGAUUUUAGUAUUGAUAUCUCUUAAAGAGAAUGUUUGGGGUUCUCAGGUUAACUCAGGAUGUGUUUUGCAUUUUUUCAGAAUUGUGUGCUCUUCUGUUUUAGAGAUUCAAACCACUGGCUUUUAUGAUCAACAUCAUUUUUAGAAAAAACUGUUUCUUAGUUGUCUGUCUCUUUAGGAUAUCAAUGUCAUUAGCAUUAAAUAAAUAUAAACAACUUU
Messenger RNA from Manis pentadactyla (Chinese pangolin), 2268 nucleotides. RefSeq names its product family with sequence similarity 83 member D (gene SACK1D). Gene Ontology annotation, biological process: regulation of TOR signaling; protein localization to mitotic spindle; regulation of ERK1 and ERK2 cascade. Bases 48 to 1805 code for a protein of 585 amino acids. NCBI's taxonomy places the organism in Eukaryota, Metazoa, Chordata, Mammalia, Pholidota, Manidae. Gene Ontology annotation, cellular component: mitotic spindle pole; cytosol. The transcript has 4 exons. The record is from RefSeq and is a predicted model, not a curated record.